Molecule: messenger RNA, 575 nt
Organism: Leopardus geoffroyi (Geoffroy's cat)
Lineage: Eukaryota; Metazoa; Chordata; Mammalia; Carnivora; Felidae
Gene: IFI6
Product: interferon alpha inducible protein 6
Exons: 5
Coding region: 46-468 (140 amino acids)
Biological process (GO): negative regulation of mitochondrial depolarization; negative regulation of extrinsic apoptotic signaling pathway in absence of ligand; apoptotic signaling pathway
Cellular component (GO): mitochondrion; membrane
Source: RefSeq, a predicted model, not a curated record
GACAAAGACCACAUUGGAGUGACAAAGCCUGCGCGCGGCGCCACCAUGCGGCGGAAGGCGGUAUCGCUCUUCUUGUGCUACCUGCUACUCUUCGCCUGCGGCGGGGUGAAGGCAGGCAAUAGAAGACAGGAAAAAGAAGAGCGCUCGGAGGACAGCGGCUCCGGGGUCUGGGGCGCCCUGACCUACAUGGCUGUCGGAGGAGGGCUCCUGGCCGUGGGGCUGCCCGUUCUGGGCUUCACGAGCACGGGCAUCGCCGCCAACUCUGUGGCCGCCUGGUUGAUGAGCUGCUCCGCGGUGGCGAACGGGGGCGGUGUGCCCGCCGGGGGGCUGGUGGCCGUGCUGCAGAGCCUCGGGGCUAGUGGUGGCAGUGCCCUCAUGGGCAAGAUUGGUGCCUUUCUGGGCUACGCUGUCCACAAACACCUUGAAAACAGCCGGGAGAAGGAGGAGGAAGUGGAGGAGGAGGAGUAGGCAGAGGCUCCCAGGAAACCCUUCCUUCCAAUUGUAGUCGAGAGCUUUCUGUCACGCUCAUCAAUGACCUAAGUGGAAAAAGCAGAAUAAAAUCCUGUCAGAAAACA